ACAAGAGCUGAGAGGCGGCUCCGGAGCGGACCUCGGAGCCCAGCGGUGCAGCCGGCUAGCGGGUCUGGUCCCCGCGGCCCGCCGAGGCUCGGAGCCAUCCAGCGAUCCCGCGAGCGGCCUCAGGCGGACGGCCAUCUGGAGGGCCUGGGCAAGGAAUCUUCACUCCCAGCCGAGUCCGGGGUCCAGGGAAGGAGGCACAACUUCCUCCUCAACCCCAACUCAGGCCCGCCAUGGGGAAGACCAACAGCAAGCUGGCUCCCGAGGUGCUGGAGGACCUGGUCCGGAACACGGAGUUCAGCGAGCAGGAGCUGAAGCAGUGGUAUAAGGGCUUCCUGAAGGACUGCCCCAGCGGCAUCCUCAACCUGGAGGAGUUCCAGCAGCUCUACAUCAAGUUCUUCCCGUACGGCGACGCCUCCAAGUUCGCCCAGCACGCCUUCCGCACCUUCGACAAGAACGGCGACGGCACCAUCGACUUCCGGGAGUUCAUCUGCGCCCUGUCGGUCACCUCGCGCGGCAGCUUCGAGCAGAAGCUCAACUGGGCCUUUGAGAUGUACGACCUGGACGGCGACGGGCGCAUCACUCGCCUGGAGAUGCUGGAGAUCAUCGAGGCUAUCUACAAGAUGGUGGGCACUGUGAUCAUGAUGCGUAUGAACCAGGACGGGCUCACCCCCCAGCAGCGUGUGGACAAGAUCUUCAAGAAAAUGGACCAGGAUAAGGACGACCAGAUUACGCUGGAGGAGUUCAAGGAGGCAGCCAAGAGUGACCCAUCUAUUGUGUUGCUCCUUCAGUGUGACAUGCAGAAGUAGAGGCUGGUGAGGGCCAGGAGGGGCAUGACCGCAUCUCCCAACCUGAUGACCUCUCUGCUGGCCCUUCCCCAGGGAGACGGGCACGCCAGCCUCACUCUCUAACCCACCCAACUCCUCUGCCCAAGCCUUCCUCUCCUCAGUCAAGUUCCUUCAGGGGCCACCUCACCCUCCAAUAGAGGCAGGUCCUCUCAGGUUGCCUGGCAUCUAGCCCCGCCUCCAGCCCGGGCCCAGAAGCAACAUGCAUUGGGCGUAGGGGAGUUGGCUUUUGCCCCAGUGGGUAGGGCUGAAGGGAGGAGCUGGGGUGCCGCUUUGGAAUCCUGUUAUUCCUGGAGUUGUGCUUUCUAGAGUGUGGUCCCACAGGUCCCCAGUCAAAGGGCCAAACUGGGCCUGUCCUUUUCAGAUUCCUUAAAGGCGGUCUGCGUCCCACCCCUUUGACUCUUAUCUGGGCCCUCUGGCCCCCCAAGCCUUUGGAGCAUUUGUUGAGUCUUCAGCUAAUGUUUAUUGAGCACUUGUUCAGUGCCAGGCACCUUCAGGUGCUAAGAAUAUGGUUGUUUACAUAAACACAUCCCAGGCCCUCUGGAAGCUCACCAGGGUAGGCGCAAAGUUCAAGGGCCAGGGUCGCAGACAGGGAUGUGGGGGUGACUGAGAGGAGGGAGCAGGGAGACCGGCUAGGUUUUGGAGAUAAGAAUAUGUCCUCCAGCUAGCUCCGCCCAAAGCUGAAGGAUGCAAUGUGGAGUCCGUGAAAGUUUAGGUGCCAUGUGGGUGAAGGUUUUAAGAAAAAUAAAAAUUUAUGUAACACUUAUUUUUUUAGUGCCCUUUCAAAGAGCUAAAGUCACUUUAAUAGAUUAGGAUUUUAAAAUACACUCUAUAUUACUUGGUUUCUUAUUUUUUAAAAAAAGGUGAUUUAAAUGAAUAUAGAAAAUGCUAAUUUUCAAAGGGGGAAAAUGCCACAAGACUUAGCACACGGUCCUUUUCUGGUCGGGCUGAUCCCUGCGCCUUCCCGGUCAGCGGCAGAUAGCAGAUAUUGCUGCUUCGGUUUUCUCUUCCCUUUCUCGGUUUCUCAGGUGACGCUUGCUCGGUUGCACGCUGACUGUGGCUAGGUGCUGACCUCAGAGGGAGAAACAGCGAGGUUUGCCAGGAGCUAGACAAGUACAUAGCCUGAAUCCUGCUCAUUCGUUUCUGGGUUUGGUUCUCUUUUUAAGGUUCAGCGUGUUCUUUCAUUGCCUCAGAGGCUUCUUAGGAGGAGCUAGAAGAAAAGGACCACGGCCACUGUUUAGGCUCUCAGGCUACGUGGAUCAAAUGCCUAAAAUUGUGCUGGGCAUAUUCGGUUUGAAAGGCUUUUUCUAACCCUUGCCAGGUUACGCCUCACCUUCUAGGUUCACCAGCUUUACUUUCUGACAUGGUGUCUCUGAGCUAUAUACCUUGCAUGCUUUUGACUACCAAAAAGGAAAAAAAAAAAAAAUCCAUCUUUCUUCCCCAAGUUUUUUGCUUGACUUGCUUCUGUACUUGUGCUUAGAAAUGAA
Jaculus jaculus (lesser Egyptian jerboa) is the source of this 2329-nucleotide messenger RNA. RefSeq names its product hippocalcin like 4 (gene Hpcal4). The record is from RefSeq and is a predicted model, not a curated record. The coding region runs from base 231 to 806 and encodes 191 amino acids. The transcript has 5 exons. Lineage: Eukaryota; Metazoa; Chordata; Mammalia; Rodentia; Dipodidae. Gene Ontology annotation, molecular function: calcium ion binding.